Coturnix japonica (Japanese quail) is the source of this 2797-nucleotide messenger RNA. It is a transcript of the gene ZDHHC3, whose product is annotated as zDHHC palmitoyltransferase 3. Gene Ontology annotation, molecular function: palmitoyltransferase activity. The record is from RefSeq and is a predicted model, not a curated record. Lineage: Eukaryota; Metazoa; Chordata; Aves; Galliformes; Phasianidae.
ACGUUUCUAAUGCGCAUGUUACAUAUUCCUUUGAUUAUUCCUAUGAUGCUAAAUGCCUUCUAGAUAAGAAAAGUUUCACUGUGACACGGAGCUGACUGGACGUGUUUGCUGUCAUUGUUUGACGUCCCUGCAGCCUGAUGCAGUGAUCGGGUCCUUGUGGUUGUGUGCUCCUGAGCAGGAAGGGCUGACGCACUAUGUGUGACAAACUGAGCUCCUGUGCAGGGUGAUUCCAGGGCAGGGCAGCCAGGAUGCAAGUAUGGACAUAAUAGCCUAUGAUGAAUUCUUCAGUCCACCGCUUCAGAGAUAUUGAAAGGACACCUGAAUACCUCCAGCCAGAGAAGUGUGUUCCACCUCCAAGCCGUGCUUCCUUGGGAACAAUGUGGUUCAUCCGAGAUGGCUGUGGUAUGGUCUGUGCUAUAAUGACAUGGCUUCUGGUUGUCUAUGCAGACUUCGUAGUCCUUCUUGUCAUGCUAGUUCCCUCAAGAGAUUACGUUUAUAGUGUCAUCAAUGGCACGCUGUUCAACACCUUGGCGUUCCUCGCUUUGGCUUCACAUUUUCGUGCUAUGCUGACAGAUCCAGGUGCUGUGCCCAAAGGUAAUGCAACAAAAGAGUUCAUUGAGAGUUUACAGCUUAAGCCAGGACAGGUGGUUUACAAGUGCCCAAAAUGUUGUAGCAUCAAACCUGACAGAGCACAUCACUGCAGUGUUUGCAAGAGGUGUAUCCGGAAAAUGGACCAUCAUUGCCCAUGGGUCAAUAACUGCGUAGGAGAGAAUAACCAGAAGUACUUUGUACUGUUUACAAUGUAUAUAGCACUGAUUUCCCUGCAUGCUCUAAUUAUGGUGGGAUUUCACUUCUUGUAUUGCUUUGAAGAAGACUGGACAAAAUGCAGCUCCUUCUCUCCACCAACUACAGUGAUCCUUCUCAUCCUCUUGUGUUUUGAGGCUCUCCUCUUUCUCAUCUUCACCUCGGUUAUGUUUGGGACCCAAGUGCACUCCAUCUGCACUGAUGAAACGGGCAUCGAGCGCCUCAAGAAGCAGAAGCCGACCUGGGAGCGGACUGGAGGCUGGGAGGGGAUGAAGGCGGCCUUUGGUGGUAGUCUGUCCCUGUCCUGGCUCAACCCCUUCUCCAACAUGGACUGCAGGAGCCCACCUCCAACCCCUGCUGCCCCCGCGGCCGCCAUCAUGACACAGGAGGAGAUCGAGCAGUUCCUGGCUCGAGAGGUGUCCAUCCAAGUGCCCCAUGAGUAGCACAGCAUCUUCCUAAGGGCCAAGGGUCGCAUCCAGGCGGUGCGUGUUAUUUUAUUACCAACUCAUGGUGGAGAGGCAGGGUGGGUUUUCUUGUCUUUUUGUUCAGUUGUACUUCGGGUACUUGUGGUGCAGAAUAUAGUUUGGGACUAUUUAUGGGGAAGUCGGGUACAGCACCAGCAGAAGCAAUGCAAAUCUCCUGAGCAAGUUUUACCCCAGGUGAGAGCCGCACGCCCUUUGGAGCUGUGUCCUGACUUAUUGAGGUGCUCUUGUGUGGCCUUCAGGGAGAGACCCAGGCGUGGGGCCGGAGCUGUGGGGCCUCAUCUCCUCAUUGCACUGGCUGGAUGAGUGUUGCCUCUUUUCCUGCCCAGAUUCCACUUGUUAUUGCAAGGAUUUUGUUAGUUUUUCCCCAUGGCAGCGAUAAAGGACUUUGAACAUGUGGUAACAAACAGUCCAGUGGGUGGCUGGUUGGAGCACAGUGGGGCCACAACCCAGGAUAACAAGGGGAGAUGUUUUGAACCAUAGUGACCCCCUGUGUUUCUCCCCUUUUUCAAUGAAAAUAAUAGAUUUAAGGGGGGGGGAAGAAAUGUAAAAUAAUGCAUAAGGAACUUUGUGCCUAUCAAAAAAUGACUUGGGUAAGGGAAACGUGCUGCAUCUUGGGGAAACUGCGGUAUCCUCUUGCUGUAGGUUGGCCCAAUGAAGCAGCGUGGUGGGGAGAUGGGAAGCUGUUUCACUUCUGCACUAACCCUCGUGCCUGCAUGUCAGGGUCUGCAUCACAGGGACAUGGGGGAUGUACGUGAACCUCUACAGGGAGAAGUGUAGGUGCGUAAGGUGGAAGCUGGGAGCAGCUGGUGGGUGUUCCCCAGCUGUGGGCUGCUGUUCUCAGUUAACUCUCCCACCUGUGGGUGGAAAUGGGGUUGCAGGACCCCAUAGGGAAACCAGCAUUGGAAGCAGCAUUUGGGGUGGAUGAAGCUGUCACAUUAGCAGUAAGGGGGGGACUCCUCUCUGCCUGCUCCAUGCUGCCAUGUUUUUACCCAUCAAAGGAGCAGGAGCUGGAAGAAUGCUGGCAGCAGGAAAUCAGGGUGUUCCCUCGCUCCUCAGCACCCUCCUGCUCAGUCUCAGUGCAGCAUGGCAAAAAUCUCUAUCAGCAGAGGUCCUCAUGAGCUGGAGCAUCGUGCUUCACUCCAAGCCUUGGCAUCCACCUCAUAGUGUAACUCCCAUCGGGUAGCUUGAGACCAAAGUGAUUUCCAUUCAAUUGAAACCAGCCCCCUUCCCCUCCCUGUGGCAUUGUGCCUUCACCUCCAGCCCGGGCUGUGGCUUGCCAAAAAGGGACCUGGGCUGGACUCCAUCAGCAAUGCAGCGUGGGGCUUCAAUCCAUGGCGGAUGGGAUCACAGUGGCCACGAGCAGAAUUCAUGGUCUUUUAAAGCAGGCUUUCUAUGCAAGUAAAGAACCUGUAUCUCUUGGAAAUAUAUAUAUUUUGGUAAUCAUAACUCUGGUUUAUGCCUCCAAAUGCUAAUUGUACUUAAUAAAGAAUGAAUAUUUCCAUGCUGCA